Sus scrofa (pig) is the source of this 1862-nucleotide messenger RNA. It is a transcript of the gene ATP5F1B, whose product is annotated as ATP synthase F1 subunit beta. Gene Ontology annotation, molecular function: proton-transporting ATP synthase activity, rotational mechanism; ATP hydrolysis activity; ATP binding. NCBI's taxonomy places the organism in Eukaryota, Metazoa, Chordata, Mammalia, Artiodactyla, Suidae. Gene Ontology annotation, biological process: proton transmembrane transport; proton motive force-driven mitochondrial ATP synthesis. The record is from RefSeq and is a predicted model, not a curated record. Gene Ontology annotation, cellular component: proton-transporting ATP synthase complex.
AAGCAGCAAGAUGAUCCAACGGACGUGCCUACUGCAGAGUAGGCCCCGCCCCCAACUGCGGGGAGUUGGCGGCCAGACUGCUGCAGCGCUCAGUCUCUACCCGGGCUCCGCCAUGUUGGGCUUUGUGGGUCGUGUGGCCUCUGCCUCGGCCUCUGGGGCCUUGCGGGGACUCAGCCCUUCAGCGCCGCUACCCCAAGCCCAGCUCUUACUGCGGGCCGCUCCGGCAGCGCUCCAGCCUGCCAGAGACUAUGCCACUCAACCAUCUCCAUCGCCAAAGGCAGGCGCCGCCACUGGGCGAAUCGUGGCAGUCAUUGGUGCAGUGGUGGAUGUCCAGUUUGAUGAAGGACUGCCACCCAUCCUAAAUGCCCUGGAAGUGCAAGGCAGGGAGACCAGGCUGGUUUUGGAGGUGGCCCAGCAUUUGGGUGAGAGUACUGUAAGGACCAUUGCCAUGGAUGGUACAGAAGGCCUGGUUAGAGGCCAGAAAGUCCUAGAUUCUGGUGCACCAAUCAAAAUUCCUGUUGGGCCUGAGACCUUGGGCAGAAUCAUGAAUGUCAUUGGAGAACCUAUUGAUGAGAGAGGUCCCAUCAAAACCAAACAAUUUGCUGCUAUUCAUGCUGAGGCUCCUGAAUUCAUGGAGAUGAGUGUUGAGCAGGAAAUUCUGGUUACCGGUAUCAAGGUUGUGGAUCUACUGGCUCCCUAUGCCAAGGGUGGCAAAAUUGGGCUCUUUGGUGGUGCUGGAGUUGGCAAGACAGUACUGAUCAUGGAGUUAAUCAACAACGUAGCCAAAGCUCAUGGUGGUUACUCCGUGUUUGCUGGUGUUGGCGAAAGGACCCGUGAGGGCAAUGACUUAUACCAUGAAAUGAUUGAGUCUGGUGUCAUCAACUUAAAAGAUGCUACCUCUAAGGUAGCGCUGGUGUACGGUCAAAUGAAUGAACCUCCGGGUGCUCGGGCCCGGGUAGCUCUGACUGGACUGACUGUAGCUGAAUACUUCAGAGACCAAGAGGGUCAAGAUGUACUGCUGUUUAUUGAUAACAUCUUUCGCUUCACCCAGGCUGGCUCAGAAGUGUCUGCUUUAUUGGGCAGAAUCCCUUCUGCGGUGGGUUAUCAGCCUACCCUGGCCACUGACAUGGGUACCAUGCAGGAAAGAAUCACCACCACCAAAAAGGGAUCUAUCACCUCUGUACAGGCCAUCUAUGUGCCAGCUGAUGACUUGACUGACCCUGCUCCUGCCACCACCUUUGCGCAUUUGGAUGCUACCACUGUGCUAUCCCGUGCUAUUGCUGAGCUGGGCAUUUAUCCCGCUGUGGAUCCUCUGGACUCUACUUCUCGAAUCAUGGAUCCCAACAUUGUUGGCAGUGAGCAUUAUGAUGUUGCCCGUGGAGUGCAAAAGAUCCUACAGGACUACAAAUCCCUCCAAGAUAUCAUUGCCAUCCUGGGCAUGGAUGAACUUUCUGAGGAAGACAAGUUAACUGUGUCCCGUGCACGGAAAAUACAGCGUUUCCUGUCUCAGCCAUUCCAGGUUGCUGAGGUCUUUACAGGUCACUUGGGGAAGUUGGUACCCCUGAAGGAGACCAUCAAAGGAUUCCAGCAGAUUUUGGCAGGUGAAUAUGACCAUCUCCCAGAACAGGCUUUCUAUAUGGUGGGACCCAUUGAAGAAGCUGUGGCAAAAGCUGAUAAACUGGCUGAAGAGCACUCAUGAGGGAGUCCUUUUGGCAAACUAAGUACUCAUCCUCUUUGUGGCCCUCUCUUGCCCCUCAUCCAAAAUGCAGUUUUCCCUGUAGGCCAUGAGAGCCUUGAUUGAAGACAUUGUAUUCUGUCUGAAGAGUAUUUAAGGUUUCCAAUAAAAUGUACAUCCCUCAUCA